This is a messenger RNA of Botrytis porri, 627 nucleotides long. RefSeq lists its product as uncharacterized. The transcript has 3 exons. The record is from RefSeq and is a predicted model, not a curated record. The coding region runs from base 1 to 627 and encodes 208 amino acids. Lineage: Eukaryota; Fungi; Ascomycota; Leotiomycetes; Helotiales; Sclerotiniaceae.
AUGGUCAAAGCCCCGCCGAUACCUCCAAGAGAGGAACUUCCCCAAGAAAUUCCGAUUUCCAACAUAGAAUUUGUUGAUCUCAUCACAACAGUCAACGAACACGUUCGACAGUUCCUCAAUCAAGCCGAGCAGCAAUCUUUCAAUGAGAUGGCCCCAGAGUUAUAUAGGUUAUUGCUACUCGCUCACACGAAAGUCAGAUCGCUCAAAGCUUUCUCGGACAAGCUUCGAUUGGAGAAAUCUACUCCCGAAGCCAAAACUGCAAGCUUCGAUGCUAGAUUCAAUGCAUUUCAAACUUCUCAUGACAAAAUGUUCUUCGCUACUGCCAAGACAGCUCUCACCGAGAGUACUGAAGGCAUUACAAGCAAACUGAUUAGUAUCGCUAAAUUCAUGAGCAAAGCAUCUGAGGACCAAAAAAAGGCCGAGAAAAGUUGUAACCAAUUGGUGGAAUAUGCCAAUGCCCUUGAACAGAAUAGAAUUCUUCUUGAGAAUCAAUCUGCACUGGAGCGUUGUAUCAGUGGUCUCAAAAUCUCACACGAUGACGAGAUGGCUGCAUAUUCUACCGAAGGCAACAUACUGGACUCGGAAAAUCAACGCUUGAGGGAACAAUUUUUUUCGCUACACUGCUGA